ACAGGAACCAGAACCAGCACCGCCAAGGAGUGUUCCUCGUCGUGAACAUGUCGUCAGAUAAGGGUGUGGAGGUGGUGGGCUGUGACGCCUCCAUCAUGAAGAACGUGUGGGAGAUCCGAGAGAGGGAGUACGAGCAGAAGAUGAGGAUGGAGGAGGAGCGAGUGGCCCAGAGCGCCCUGCCUGCGAUCAACCAGGACUGGGCCAAUCGGCUGCUGGCCAGACAGCCCAACUACAAGAGGUCCGAACGCAAAGCCAAACCCGUUGAGCCUCCGAUGGAUGAAGCCAACAUCUGGAAGUCCAAGAGUCCCCAGCCCCGCGCCCCAGCCCCCCCUCCUGCGUCUCGCGGUCUAGGUUCAGGUCCAUCGGCCAGACCGGGAAUCCAAACCCGAGGCGUUCCCACUUCAGGCAAGGAUAAGAAGGUGGACAAGAAGGCGGUGGAUAAGAGUGCACAUAAACUCCAGUUACUGGCCUCCGUCACCCAGACCCAGCCUUCUCCAAUGGUCUGGGGGAAGGCUUGGAAGUACAACAAGUGUGUGCCACCACCACCAGAGGGCACUGAAGCCAUUACAAACUGGGGCCAGUGCUGGGUGUUUGCAACCAAGCAGCCUUUCUCUGAAGCAGGUCAACCUUGGCCCAACGGUCCGAGCAAAAUGGAUCCUCAAAGCCUCCAUCUGUGGAACAAACCAGGCCACAGGAUGGUGGAAUCACAAGAGCUGGACCUGAAUCUGUGCAACGAGGAGUGGAAGAUGUCCUGGAAGAACCCUGAGAAAGACAACAAGGACCAAGGUUCUGCUCACGGUCAGAAGGGAUUCUUCGCUUCACUGGUUGAAACGCAACAACACAAUGAAGCACUGUGCUCUUCAGAGUGGAGGGAUUCAUGGCAGUCCACCAAGUCGUCAAACCAGGAGCAUCCGUCUACCGUUCUGCAUCAUGAUGCUAAGGCUAACACGCAGGACAGUUGUGAAAUGAUGAGCUCUGAGUGGGAUGAAUGUUGGAAACUUGGUAACCACUACGGCUGUGGUAACACCAGGUCGCCACAAGGUCAGAAAUUCAAAGCUCCACAGUGGGCCGGCUCAUGGAGGGCCACUACCAUGGUGUCUGGAGACCACAACAAAUCUGACGCCUCCAUGAAGGAAACCAGUAGCAACCGCAAACCACAGGACAAGUUGGUUGUUGUGCCUUGUGAGCGUAAGCCCAGAAUUAUGGAUUUGGAGUUUAACGAUGAAUUCAAGGGAUCAUCGGAGUGGAGCAAUUCAUGGCAGGUGAACAAAACCAGUUCAAAACCCUCUGAAGAACUAGAGAAAGUACUAAAAGCUCCACCCCCAAAGACUGACGCUCCUGUGAUGGUUGAAGAGAAACCAAAGGUGAAUUAUUCAGCAUCAGCGGACACAAGCCCUGACUUUACCAAACUGAGACAUGAAGUCGUCUUUCGUCCUAAACGGGAAAUCACCCACACGAUGCUGCUCCGUUUGAAACAUCUGGAGAAGGUUUCAUCUGGAUCUGAAUGGAGAGACUCCUGGAAGAUGCUGAAACAUCGUAUGAGGAUGGAGCGACAAAGAAUGAGGCCAGAACCUUCAAAUCCUUUCAGGGAGUCUGAGAAAGAAGCGACGAUGAAAGCUGACGAGUGGAAAAACUCGUGGAAAUACACCUGCCGACCCCUGGGUCAGGAUGACCAGUCCUGGCAACAGCCUUGGCUCAGCACUCGCCCAGUCCGAGUCGACCGUGCGACGGCCUCCAACCACUUCGCUCCAGCGGACUCGCAGAGGAAUGGGCCCACACAAGAACGGAACUGGAUGGAAUCCUGGAGGUUCUCCAGGCGCCAGCACAGAUCUGAACCUGAGAAGAACCCUGGACAGAGAAGUUCUGGAGUGACUUCCAGACAACCUGAACGCAGACAAGUGGAGCACCAGGAGCAGACGGGUUCCAGGAGGUCAGUGGGCCUAUGGCAGGAGUCCUGGAUGUUCUCUGAAACCGAGAACCGUCCUGACUCUACAUGGAACCCCUACCAGUGGAGCGAGGCCUGGAGGUUCUCCGUCUUCCACACCGAGCCGGUGAACGAGAACAAAUGGACCAAUGAACUGAUGGAGAUCAGAGCUCAGAGGGAGAACAUUUCACUACACAGAGCGCAAACUAAGAUGAGUCGAUCUUUUAACGAGCAGAUGUUUAGGGAACGAUACCCAGAGAAGCAGUGGAGUUCUUCCUGGAAAUCUGGACCACUUCAUAGACAAAAUGUGAACCAGGUUUCAGGAGGAAAGAAGACUUUGGUAUCUCCCAUCAGCAAUGAAUGUGGAUGUAAGUGGGGGAGGUCCUUCAGACUGGCCAACCCUAUGCCUAAGACGGAGCAGAAAUGGGUGGAGACAUCUGCCAGCCCAUGUUACUACGAGGUCAUGUGGUCAAGACGCAACAAGGUCCGUGACAACAAGAAUAUCAUCUUCAUUAGUAACUCCAGAAUCCUCAAAAUGUGGGAAACCUCCCCCAAGUUCCUGCAGAGCUUUCUCCCAAAGCUCAAAAAUGUGGGCGGUCCUAAAGAAUCAGCUGAUCCCUGUGAGAUCAUCGCCAAGAAGAUCCAGCUGAAGAAGCAUUUGUACUCGACUAUUGAGAAGGAGAACCAGGCCAAAAAUGCACAAGCUAACAAGAAGUGGGCAGGGUGCCACUCACUGGGCAAAACCCAGCCCCGCCCCAAAAGAGGGGCCGGCCCGGCAAAGAAGGCCAAGAUGGAGGAGGAGCCCAAUGACAAGAUGAUGGAGGAGUGGGUGGAGUCCUGGAGGUUCGUGGUCCGACCCCAGAUGCUGAAGAAUCAGAUGAAGAAGUCACUGGUGGGUUGGACCGAGUCGUGGAGGUUCCUUAUCCCACCGUACCAGGUUCUGAAUGGACCCAAGUCCAAGUAGGCCACACCCACAACAGACACGGAACCAGGAUCAACAGGAACUGAUGGAACCAACUGGAACUGAAAGAUGUGUGUAGUUCAAAUGUAGGAUGGUAGCGGUACGUUGGUUUGGAGGUCAAAUGAAGGACGGUUGUUGUUUCUGAGACUGUGUUGAAUUAAA
Sphaeramia orbicularis (orbiculate cardinalfish) is the source of this 3047-nucleotide messenger RNA. RefSeq lists its product as uncharacterized. NCBI's taxonomy places the organism in Eukaryota, Metazoa, Chordata, Actinopteri, Kurtiformes, Apogonidae. The record is from RefSeq and is a predicted model, not a curated record. The coding region runs from base 48 to 2888 and encodes 946 amino acids. The transcript has 3 exons.